Molecule: messenger RNA, 8548 nt
Organism: Neoarius graeffei (lesser salmon catfish)
Lineage: Eukaryota; Metazoa; Chordata; Actinopteri; Siluriformes; Ariidae
Gene: rfx7a
Product: regulatory factor X7a
Exons: 9
Coding region: 295-4791 (1498 amino acids)
Biological process (GO): regulation of transcription by RNA polymerase II
Molecular function (GO): RNA polymerase II cis-regulatory region sequence-specific DNA binding; DNA-binding transcription factor activity, RNA polymerase II-specific
Source: RefSeq, a predicted model, not a curated record
AAGUCAGUGCGUGGUAGUGAAGCAGGCUGGAUUGAGGGCUUGAGUGCGUCCUGUGAGCGCAUGCGCGCUGAGUCUCAAACCCACCACGCUGGAGGAGAGUCGGAGCUCAGAUGAUGAGUGAGGGGUGUUUAGGUGUCGGGAGCAGGAGCUCAGAGAAGAGGAGGCUUUCACCAGGAGGAGCGUGAUGUGAUGUGAAUAUCCGGGACAGCGCCGUGGGGGUUUGUGUGGUUCAGGUCGUGGCCUGCUUGUUAGAGAGAUCUAUCCUUCCUUCCUUCCUUCUUCUUCUUCACCGUGAUGGCUGAUGAGCAGCAGCAGCAGCAGCCUCAGUCCGGCUCUGGGCUUCCAUCAGGACUGCAAGCAGCAGAAAGCAGCUCACUGCAGCUGAAAAUCAAGAACUCCAUCUGCAAAUCCGUACAGUCGAAGGUGGACAGCAUUUUGCAAGAUGUGGAGAGGUUUACAGACAUUGAGAAACUUUACCUCUACCUCCGGCUGCCCUCGGGCCCCAGCAGCAGCAGCAGCAGCGACAAAAUUGAGCAGAGCUGCGUGUCUUCGAGCCGUAUGCAGCAGAUGCAUGCGUUCAGCUGGAUUCGGAAUCACCUGGAGGAGCACACGGACACCUCGCUGCCCAAACAGGAAGUCUUCGACGAGUACAAGAGCUACUGUGACAACUUGGGCUAUCACGCUCUCAGUGCUGCUGACUUUGGAAAGAUCAUGAAGAACGUUUUUCCCAACAUGAAGGCGCGCCGGCUCGGCAUGAGGGGCAAAUCGAAGUAUUGCUAUAGUGGCCUGAGAAAGAAGCCGUUCAUUCACAUGCCGUCUCUUCCGAAUCUGGACGUACACAAAACGGGAGAUGGAUGUGAGGGGUUUGAACCUACUGGGCAGAACUCCAGUGGGGAGGAUGAGAUUCGCUCUGCUGCUUGUGAUCUGGUGUGCGAGUGGGCUCAGAAAGUACUGAGUCGUCAGUUUCUUAGUGUCGAGGACCUGGCACGCUUCCUGCUGAACAGCCACUACAUCAGCACCAAGUCUGUUGCUGCUCUCACCGUGAUGACAGGAUCCCCUCCAGGGGCCCCAAUGUCUGUUCAGUCAUCUGCGUUCAUGCCCACAACUGAUGCCCACUCAUUCCAGCCUCAGGUCAAAACACUGACAUCCCCUUCCAUUGACGCCAAGCAGCAGCUCCAGAGGAAGAUUCAGAAGAAGCAGCAAGAACAGAAACUUCACUCCCCGCUUUCUCCUGAAGGUCAGGGUAGGAGGGUGGAAGGGGUCACUACUCCUUGUCCAAGCACAGGAAUCCCAUGUCGAAGCCCUGCCCUACUUUCACCGCAGCCCACCAUCGGUAUUGUGGUAGCUGCAGUUCCUAGCCCAGUUACGGUUCAAAGAAGCAGACAGUUGAUGUCACCAAGCCCAGUACCUAUGGCAACUGCAGAAAGCAAGGUGCUCCCUGUCAAUUUUCAGGUGGUCACCCAAUCAGUGCAGCCUGUGAACCGAUGUCCAAAAACCCCUCAGAACGUCACUGCAAGUCCUGUUGGUGAUCGUCUCACUCGCCAUCGCUAUGCCCAGAUCCUGCCUAAACCGGCUACAACUAGCACAAUCACGCUACGUUCACCUCCUGCGCUCCUUAUCACCAAAAGUUCCAUCAAAACUGUCAUACCAACACCCAAGGAGAGCUCAGUGAACAUUGUAAAAAUGACAGCGAUAUCUCUGGGGCCCAGCAACAGCACCACCAGCACUGCUGCCACCACAGCUAGGCCUGCCUCUGCUGGAAUCACCAGCCGUAGUGAUGACCUCCAACCUGUUACACGUGUCCGUAGUGGCUCCAUUGCUGCAAUUCCAUCGACACUGUCAAAGCCAGGACAAACAACCCCAACACCAGCAGUCAACAUCAAAUUGGAUAUUGUUGAUGCUGUAGGGCAAGCAAGAGAAGCUCAGGGUGGGACAACUGGUGGGGGUACGCAAUUAGAAGGAGCACUCAAACCCAGAGCUGCAAGUGUGCCUACAUCUCUAGCCAAAAUGUCUGCAGAAUUGGACAGGCAAUCAGGGAACAAAUUUAAUGGUCAGAUGCUCCCUAAUGAAAGCAAUUUGGCUUCUGGCAGCAAUAACAAUCCCACUGAAAGCACUUUGUAUCAGGACAUGGCCAAUCAGAGUGCCGGUAGUGCUCCAACAAGAAGUAGUAGCACAUUUAUGACACCACCCAAGGAUCCCGAGUUGGCAUCUCCAAGUCCUCGCAAAAGACAAGGCUUACAUCCAGAUUCAAGUCUGACACCUGUCAAAAAAAUUUACAUUUCUGAGGGCAGUGAAGAACCUAAAUUGGCGAUGAAAAUUGCAGUGAAGAAUGUUUCCAGGUCAGACACUCCUGUUGAACCAGAAAGUGAACUUUCUUCAGCUGCUGGAAAGGUUAUGGUGAAGCUUGCGUCCAGUGCUUCUACUCAUAUCCUUGCAUCCUCUGAUAGUUCAGUUGGAAAUCCUGGCUUCCAGACUGUUGGCAGUUCCCAUAACAUCUUGCAGGAACAGUGGGAAGGUUCCUCGUCGAACGUAAAAAAUAUCACUACUGGUACCACAGCUGUGAGUGCCCCUUGCCAGGAUUGUCAGGUCGGGAAUGCAAGCUUUCAGACCUUUAACAGACCACGAAGUGUGUCCCAAGGACAGUGGGAAGGGUCUUCAUCCAAUAUGAACAGCAAGCCAUUAGUUACUCGCACUGUUGGUGCCCCAGGUCAGAUGUUGGUACAGCAACAUGCAAACAAUAAUACCCAAGCAGUUCAGGUAGGCUUGGAGCAGUCCAGCUCCUCUGCAGUAUGUGAACUGAAUGCUGUGCUUUGGAAUAAUGAGCAGCAAGAUGGCAAUCAGCAACAAAUUUAUUUUCAACAGGGGACAGUAAAAAACAAGCAAAUGUCUAGUUCUGUUAUGGAGACUCCUAUGAUGACUCGACCUACUGCCACAGGCCAGCGGAUGCAGGUGACUACUGAUAUGUUAGACCAUGUCUCAUCUCAGCCCCAUGUGGGUUGCUUCCCAUUUAACGAUGAUGACAUGACUCAGGACAGUAUCGUAGAGGAACUAGUUCAAAUGGAGGAGCAGAUGAAGAUGAACAGUUCCAUGCAAAACUUUGAUGGCUGUGAGGACAUGGCACUGCAAAGUCAACAGGCUGCUUUGCAAAACAAUAUGAUAUCCAGUCACCAGGCCAGCACUUCUUGCUACAAUUUGGCUAACACUAGCAGCACGCCUGUCCACACCCCCACCCAUGGCGCAGAGAUGAUAGGAAUGGGGCAGGGACUGACCCGUGAGAGCCCCUGCUCACAUUUUGCCCCUACCACCCCUGUAGACAGUGCACUGGGAAGCAGCUGUCAAACCCCAAUUGGAACACCCCACUCAAACUGCAGUAGUGGUGUUCCACCCAGUCCUGUUGAGUGUAGGAACCCAUUUGCCUUCACUCCUAUCAAUUCCAGCAUCACAAGUUACCAUGAUGGCAGCACUAUCUCGUCUAGUCCAGUCAAGCCCAUGCAAAGACCAAUGGCCACCCACCCAGAUAAAGCAAAGCUGGACUGGAUGAAUAAUAACUACAAUAGCAGUAGUAGUAAUUCCAACAGUGGAAUUAGCAUUCUGCCUAACUAUCAGAAUCUGGUGGAUAACCAAUUCAGGAAACCUCAUGCUUUUGCCAUUCCUGGCCAGACAUAUCCAUCACCAGUCAGGCACCAUGACAUGCACAUAAGUCGCUUGACAUCCAUUUCACCAGUCCAGCAGCAGGUGGCUAGCAUGGCAAAUCUUAAUAAACAGGAGGGAUUUGCUGUUCCAGCCCCACUUGAUAACAAAACCAACACUUCCUCCUCUGGAUCUUUCCGCUGCCGCAGUGUCAGUCCAGCAGUCAGGCAGCGCAACCUGAGUGGAACCCCAAACCCCAAUGUCCGCCGUUAUGUGGUCUCUCCUUUUAAUUCACCAGUGGCACCAGAAGUGCUGAAUAUCUUUGCUAAUAGUCAAGGGAAUACUAGUGUCAGCAGCAUGGUGCAGAGGAGUCAGUCUGUACCACUUAAUGUGAUGAUGCAGACAGAAGUUUUACCCAUGCAAGCUGGUGGGCAGACAAGCAAUACUAAAAACAUUACCAACGUCCUGCUUAACAAGAUGGAUGGUGAUGGAGACAAUGUGGUACGUGGACUUGGCAUGAACAAUAUUCCAUCCAGUUACACUGCUCGCAUGAACCUCUCACAAAUCCUGGAAACGACCUCUGCUCCUGGUUUCCCAGCCAGUGCCAAUCACCAGGCUAUGGUUUCGCCUGGCUCGUCAGCUUACAAAUUUACAAAGCCUGCUUACUUCAUGAAGAACAAUGGAGGGGAGCAAAUAAGCUUCUCGGCAAGGGAGGCCCAAGGGCAGUCGGUCUCAGAAGAGAACAGGCAGCAAAAUCAGACCUUAGUGGUUCCACCACAGCAAGACCUUCAGCACGAUCAGCACCAGCAGUCUUUCCUUUUCAACACCACUGAUAAAGACCUGUUAGAUGAAGACAGCUUGAACACUGUCUCACAGCUUCCAGGCCAGGCAAUCGAACUUGGCUCUGGAGGUUCAGAGUUUCCUGGUGAUAUGCAACUGACCUCUGAACUCUCCAGUAGCAUGAAUGAUUUAAACUCUUUAGAUGCAAACCUUCUCUUUGAUCCAGCAUCAAGUCAGCAGCAAGUGCAGUAUGAAGAACCAACACUGGAGGAACUAAAGAAUGACCCGAUUUUCCAACAGAUUUGCAAUGAGACUGUGAAUUCUGCUGGCUUUGACUGGUUGGAGAACAAGGACCAGGCAACUGUGGAAAUGUUGGGUUAAUUAGUAGCUUGAAUUGUUUCGAUGAGUAAUGGUUUGUAUCUCUGUUUUACAGGAAGCUUUAUUUAUACACAAAGCACUGUUGCAAUGAAUUGCUGGGCUCAGUUCCUGGGUUGAACAGAAAUGAUCCCUUUUUUUUUUUUCUUUCUUCGAAUACUGGUUCUUUUUUCCCCCAAAUUGUUCUCUGCACGUCUGUUCAAAUUGUGGUACUGUAAUGUUGAAUUUCUCUCCACACAUGUUCAAAUACUGGAAAGAGAACUUAAAAUUAACCAGGGUUCGAGUGUCUCAAAGAAAAUGGUUUGUAUUGCUUCCAAGAAAUUCUGUGAAAUUAUAAAUGGAUAAUUUUACAGUUUACCAAAAACAAGGGAUAUUUCUGCACACCUUGCAGGCAAGGUAUCUUUGUGUAAAUAAAAGGUUUUUUUUUUCUUUUUUUUAUGUUUAACACAAACUUUUAUUAAGACUUCGAGCUGUCUUAUAUACUGUGAUUCAUUUAGUCUUUUUUUUUUUUCAGCUUUGCAAAUGUCAAAUAGGUGCUUCCAGGUGCACAAAUUAAUAACAGAACUGUAAUGAAUAAAUGUAUUCCCUUAAAGGGGGAGAAUAUAAGAAAUGGGAAGAUUAUACCUGCUGUCUUUUAUAUAUUAUGAAGUUUUCAUAUAUACACUCAGUGGCCACUUUAAUAGGAACUUGUUCUUGGCUGCAGGAGUGGAACCCAGUGUGGGCUUCGGCUGUUGCAUGCUGAGAUGCUUUUCUGUCUGUCACGGUUGUAAAGAGUUGCUAUGAGUUACUAUAUCCUUCACAAACACAGUAACUGAGGAUCGAACCGAGGACCCUGGAGCUGUGAGGGCUGUUAAUUAGUUGAUUAAUUAAUUCAGGUGUGUUAGGAUCGGGGAAAGAACUAAACUAUGCGGCACAGUGGGUUUUCCAGGACCAGGGUUAGAACCUGUGACAUACACUCACCGGCCACUUUAAUAGGAACUUCUUGUUGAUUCCUGUUCUUGGCUGCAGGAGUGAAGCCCAAUGUGGUGUUCUGCUGUUGCAUGCUGAGAUGCUUUUCUGCUCAUCACAGUUGUAAAGAGUGAUUUAUAUGAGUUACUAUAUCUUUCCUGGCAAAAAACCUCAAACCAAUCUGGCCAUUUUCCUCUGACCUCUCUUAUCAACAAGGCGUUUGUUUCCACCCACAGAACUGUCACUCACUCAGUUACUCACUCAACGUUUUUUGUUUUUUACACCAUUCUAUGUAAACUCUAGAGACUUGUGUGUGUGUGAAACCCCCAGGAGAUCAGCAGUUUCUGAAAUACUCAAACCAGUCCGUCUGGCUCAAACCAACACCCAUACCACAGUGAAAGAAAGUCACACUUUGAGAUCACAAUUUUUCCCGUUCUGAUGUUUGAACAUUGUGAACAUCAUUAACUGAAGCGCUUGAUUUAUAUCUGCAUGAUUUUAUGCAUCGUGCUGCUGGCAAGGUAUCGGCUGAUUCAGAGAACUGCAGAAAACAGCAGGUGGAUGGGUGUUCCUAAUAAAGUGGCUGGUGAGUGUGUGUAAUAUAUAAAAUAUAGCAAUUGGCACGUAAAUGUUAUACAGUGGAAAAUUUGAAUGGCUUUUAAAGUCCAAAGAUGGAUAGUAUCAGUUUUAUAAUAAUAAUAAUAAUAAUAAUUGGCUUGCUCCUAAUUGUAAGUGAAUUAUUUCUUUGAAUUCAUGUGUCUUACUUUCAAUUUUCCUUUAUUUCUUUAUCUCAGGGUUUCCCCAAGUUCUAGCUGAGGGAUUAAAUUCAAUAAUUGAUGCAAAUAAUCCAUAUUGUUUGAACAACAAUCAUUAAAAGGCCUGAAUAUUUGCACUAACAGUCACCGUUUGUGUCCCACAAACUCCAAGCUGCCUUUUCUUUUCUUUUUUUUAAGGCACGAAAGAUAGUUGUUUAAAAAAAGAAAAAUGAAGGGCAUAUUCUUAAUGCUUCAAUCCAGACAUCGCCGGAGCAUGAUGAACAUGACUGUUGUCUAUUUUCUGUGUGCGGUCACUGUAUUUUUCAGAAACCUUUAAAACUACUACUGUAAUUACAGUGAUUCCUGAUUGAUAUAGAGUCCAGCCCUUUUGAGUCGCAAAUGCAAAUUUAGAUCUCGAGUAAGAAAAUGUCAAGAAGAUAUUUAAUUCAGGAUCUGAUCAGGAUAUAGAUUUUAUUAUCUGUGCAUUUUUUUAAAAAUCGGUUGAUCUGCCACUUUUUUGGUUUAGUGGCAGUUAAUUUUUUCCCUUUUUUAUAAUUGAAUGCAUAAAUUUUGCAUUUUUUUAUGUGACCUUUUUACAUCUUCAGUGUUUUGCAUAAGAAAAAUUUUCAAUCAAUCAGAUUGAUUUGUCAUUGUAAGAAGUGCACUGUUGUACUGAAUAUUUUUAAACUUUGCAAUUUGUGACUUUUGUUCAAUUACUAUCCUUGCACUGUUAGAGAUUAAAUAUCAUAUUAAAUAACAGGAUGAGUAUUACUAUGUCAUUGGAUAAGCUGAGAACACUGGAAUUUGAGCACGUCAUAGCUAAAAAAUUAUCUGGCUCAAGUAAUAAAUGUUUUUUAUACACGAUACAUAAGAUUGUGUAAUUGGUAUACAGCAUGUAGCUAGUUCUCUUGUACCUGAUGCAGAAACACAGUGUCAACUUGUGAUAAGGUCUCCGUAAUCCAUCUCAGCCUUACUGUCCCUCCAUGCCAAAGAAAAGCUCUGGAAUUUGAGAUUUUUUUUUUUUAUUUGGAAUUUUAUACCCUUUUUUAAAAUCAUAAUUUGAAAAUGUUCAAAACGUGUUUGUUUUUUUGUAAUUUGUAACAUGCAAUCUGUCAUGUAGCACUGAAACUUUUACUAAAAGAAUGUGUAAAAAAAAAAACAUACUAAUGGUAUAAUUUGUUUUAAAAAAAUAAAAAAGGUGUAGCCGUGCAGAAGACUGUUAAAGUAAUCCACUGGUUUUAAGUGUGGUUGUAAAUAUCAAACCUGUAUGUGAGGAAUCGCAGGCACUGUUUAAUGUUCUUGCUGUAGUUAUUGUUGUUGUGGUUAGUAAACUGUUAAACUUAUUUAUCAGAAGCCAGCAAAUGUGUAACCUGCCUGAGGAAUCAGUCCUCGUGUACAAAAAGAUAACUGCAUGUGUACGUAUGUAUUUUAGUUUUGUAUUUGUUUAUAAUCUGUAAGGCCUGUAAUAGAUUGGCGACCUGCCCAGGGUGAACCCCGCCUCUCACCCAAAGCUUCCCUCGCGACCCUGACGGAUAAACGGGAUAGAUAAUGGAUGGAUGGAUGAAUGAAUGUUUAGGGAAUGUAUCUUUCGGUCAUGGACAGGGAAUUGAAUCUGGAAAUCCAGCGCCUUAAAUUGGACAAAGCUUUCAAGGUUCAUUAUUACUGUUGCACUAAUUUCUUCUUUAAGAUAAUUAUUUAAAAAAAAAAAAAAAGACCCCAAAAUAGUAUUGAGUUUUUAAAACCCAAGCUUAAAAUCUUAAAUUAAAAAAAAUAUCAUCCCAGUGUUUUAAUAUAACAAGCGGGAAAUUAUUUGCUUACUAUUUUCUGUAAAUUUUUUCAAAGCUUGUUUAAUAUGAUUUUCUCACUUUAUCAUAAUAAUAAAAUGUAUGUAUGAAGUUUCUUUCUUUAAUCAAUAUAGCCAGAACUGUGGCUAUUAUUCUGUGAUCUAAUACACAUUAUCUUGACCCCUUUGUUGUGUUAAACCCUGUACAUCAGUCAGACUUGCUUCAUAAUGUUGCUCUGAUGUUUUAGAAAGUUUUUUUUCUCUUCCUUUUUGCAUUGAA